AUGGCUCACGAAGCCAGUCGCCAACACAAUGUCAGAACCAAGCUAAACUACUACCGAGACCCUGGAGAUGGAUCUCCGCCGGUUCCUGUUCUUGUUGGGGGAAACAAGGUUACCAAUGAAAGGCCCACCGUACCUUUCGAGGUGCAGGUUACUGACGUUUCUGGCAACGAGUAUCGUUACAGCCUCAAUAGCCAUGGGUUUCAGUAUCUCAAGCACGAGAGCCAGGAAAAAGUCUUUACAGAUGUGGCGGCACUGAAAGGUGCAUACUACGCCGAGAUGGAACAGCUCUACAAAGACGUCACUGGGGCCACCCGCGUCCACAUUUUUGGGCACCAAGUACGCCGUGGCCCGUCCAAUUGGCACUCUCUCGGUGAAGGCAACGCCGCAAAGAAAGGGCCUCUGCAUCGCGUCCACGUUGACCAGUCCACGGACGGCGCAGAGCUGGUCCUUCGCAAACACAUGCCCGCUGCCGAGGCCGACGAGCUGUUGCGGCGCCGCUAUCAAAUCGUCAACGUGUGGAGGCCCAUCAGGACGGUGUUCAAGGACCCGCUGGCUGUGGCGGAAGCGCACUCGGUGGCUGAUGAGGACCUCGUUGCGGCGCAGGUGCUGUACCAGGACGGAUCGCGAAACGAGACGUGGGCCGUGCUGCCGUCAGCGAGGCACCAGUGGUACUUCAAGCACGGAAUGACGCCGGACGACGUGCUGCUGAUCAAGUGUUUCGAUUCGAAUUUUGAGGAUGGGUUGGCUAGGAGGGUGCCACAUUGUGCAUUCGAGGAUCCGGGAGAGUUGGAAAGGGAGGACCGACAGAGUAUCGAGGUGAGAGCGCUGUUGUUUUACUGAGGGCCGAGCCAUGAUUCGUAGUCCCAGACGCGUCGCGCCGACACCUCGAAGGAACACAGAGAAACAGUAAGGGACAACACUUCGGUCAGGUGCAUCAGGUCCAGCAUGUGCCAAGGGACAUCGAUCUUGCAAGCCGUCUCCGAGAUUGUCGCUUCUGACAACUGAGGGGCAUCGUGCUCAGCAGGCAGACAUCAUGCUCAGCAGGCAGACUUCAUGCUCAGUAGGCAGACUUCAUGCUCAGCACGCAGACAUCAUGAACC
Messenger RNA from Verticillium dahliae VdLs.17, 1100 nucleotides. RefSeq lists its product as uncharacterized. The transcript is spliced from 3 exons. The record is from RefSeq and is a predicted model, not a curated record. NCBI's taxonomy places the organism in Eukaryota, Fungi, Ascomycota, Sordariomycetes, Glomerellales, Plectosphaerellaceae. Gene Ontology annotation, molecular function: oxidoreductase activity. The coding region runs from base 1 to 840 and encodes 279 amino acids.